AUGGAGUGCGAGAACGGCCGCGUUGCUGCUACCAACGGCGACUCCCUGUGCAUGGCGACGCCCCGCGCCGACCCGCUUAACUGGGGAAAGGCCGCGGAGGAGCUGAUGGGCAGCCACCUGGACGAGGUGAAGCGGAUGGUCGCCGAGUACCGCCAGCCCUUGGUGAAGAUCGAGGGCGCCAGCCUCCGCAUCGCGCAGGUGGCCGCCGUGGCCGCCGGCGCUGGCGAGGCCCGCGUCGAGCUCGACGAGUCCGCCCGUGGCCGGGUCAAGGCCAGCAGCGACUGGGUCAUGAACAGCAUGAUGAACGGCACCGACAGCUACGGCGUCACCACCGGCUUCGGCGCCACGUCCCACAGGAGGACCAAGGAGGGCGGCGCUCUCCAGAGGGAGCUCAUCCGGUUCCUCAACGCUGGCGCAUUCGGCAGCGGCACCGACGGCCACGUCCUGCCGGCCGAGGCCACGCGUGCGGCCAUGCUCGUCCGCAUCAACACCCUCCUCCAGGGCUACUCCGGCAUCCGCUUCGAGAUCCUCGAGGCGAUCGUCAAGCUGCUCAACGCCAACGUCACGCCGUGCCUGCCGCUCCGCGGCACGGUCACCGCGUCCGGCGACCUCGUGCCGCUCUCCUACAUUGCCGGCCUCGUCACCGGGCGUGAGAACUCUGUUGCAGUCGCCCCGGAUGGCAGCAAGGUGAACGCCGCAGAGGCGUUCAAGAUUGCCGGAAUCCAGGGCGGCUUCUUCGAGCUGCAGCCCAAGGAGGGUCUUGCCAUGGUGAACGGCACCGCCGUGGGCUCCGGCCUUGCCUCCACCGUGCUCUUUGAGGCAAACAUCCUAGCCAUCCUUGCCGAGGUCCUGUCCGCCGUGUUCUGCGAGGUCAUGAACGGCAAGCCGGAGUACACCGACCACCUGACCCACAAGCUGAAGCACCACCCGGGACAGAUCGAGGCUGCUGCCAUCAUGGAGCACAUCUUGGAGGGCAGCUCCUACAUGAAGCUUGCCAAGAAGCUCGGCGAGCUGGACCCGUUGAUGAAGCCGAAGCAGGACCGGUACGCGCUCCGCACGUCGCCGCAGUGGCUUGGCCCCCAGAUUGAGGUUAUCCGUGCCGCCACCAAGUCCAUUGAGCGCGAGAUCAACUCCGUCAACGACAACCCACUCAUCGAUGUCGCCCGAAGCAAGGCUCUUCACGGUGGCAACUUCCAGGGCACGCCCAUCGGGGUGUCCAUGGACAACACACGUCUCGCCAUCGCAGCCAUCGGCAAGCUCAUGUUUGCGCAGUUCUCUGAGCUCGUCAACGACUACUACAACAACGGCUUGCCCUCCAACCUGUCCGGUGGGCGCAACCCCAGCUUGGACUACGGCUUCAAGGGCGCCGAGAUCGCCAUGGCGUCCUACUGCUCUGAGCUGCAGUUCCUGGGGAACCCGGUCACCAACCACGUUCAGAGCGCGGAGCAGCACAACCAGGACGUGAACUCGCUCGGACUCAUCUCCUCCAGGAAGACCGCAGAGGCCAUCGAGAUCCUGAAGCUCAUGUCCUCGACGUUCCUGAUCGCCCUGUGCCAGGCGGUCGACCUGCGGCACAUCGAGGAGAACGUCAAGAGCGCCGUCAAGAGCUGCGUGAUGACGGUGGCGAAGAAGACUCUGAGCACCGACUCCACCGGUGGUCUCCACGUCGCCCGCUUCUGCGAGAAGGACCUGCUCCAGGAGAUCGAGCGCGAGGCGGUGUUCGCGUAUGCCGACGACCCCUGCAGCACCAACUACCCGCUGAUGAAGAAGCUUCGCAACGUGCUCGUGGAGCGCGCCCUCGCCAACGGCGCUGCCGAGUUCGACGCCGAGACAUCCGUGUUCGCCAAGGUCGCCCAGUUCGAGGAGGAGCUGCGCGCGGCGCUGCCCAAGGCUGUGGAGGCUGCACGGGCGGCUGUGGAGAACGGCACGGCAGCGAUACCAAACAGAAUCACCGAGUGCCGCUCCUACCCGCUCUACCGCUUCGUGCGCGAGGAGCUCGGAGCCGUGUACCUCACCGGCGAGAAGACGCGCUCUCCCGGCGAGGAGCUCAACAAGGUGCUCCUUGCCAUCAACCAGGGCAAGCACAUCGACCCGCUGCUCGAGUGCCUCAAGGAGUGGAACGGCGAGCCCCUGCCCAUCUGCUGA
Messenger RNA from Miscanthus lutarioriparius, 2145 nucleotides. The record is from the annotation of a GenBank genome assembly. Lineage: Eukaryota; Viridiplantae; Streptophyta; Magnoliopsida; Poales; Poaceae.